This is a messenger RNA of Bufo bufo (common toad), 1458 nucleotides long. Its product is annotated as C-type lectin domain family 2 member D-like. The coding region runs from base 1 to 663 and encodes 220 amino acids. NCBI's taxonomy places the organism in Eukaryota, Metazoa, Chordata, Amphibia, Anura, Bufonidae. The transcript has 7 exons. The record is from RefSeq and is a predicted model, not a curated record.
AUGGAUGCAUUGCAAAGCGUACGUUUGUAUCAUAUAUUUCAGGUCGUGGCAGAAAACAGAUUUCCAUUGAAAGGAGGUGAAAAAUGUGAGACCCCAGGAAAGUCCUUCUUACAGCGUUUUGGAAGAAGUGUGACCGUUCCCCUUUGGCUCCUCCUGAUUCUACUGGUUAUUAUCGUAUUAACCAUUGUUCUACCGCUCGUCCUUGGUGGCACAGGUGAAUGUCCGGCCCCUGUGACCACCCCCUCUGACCCCUGUGACGACGGCUGGAUCUGGUACAAGAAAAAAUGUUAUUAUUUCUCCACAAAUAUUACCGAGUGGGAGAAGAGCCAGGAGUUCUGUGUCUCCAGGAAUGCUACUCUUGCCAUUAUAGACUUAAGACCUGAACUGGAUUUCAUAAUCCGAUACAAAGGGCCUUCUGACCAUUGGAUUGGUCUAAAAAGGGAAAGUGAUGGAAAGUCGUGGAUUUGGGCAAAUGGCUCAGUCUUAAAGAAUAUUUCGCGGAGCACAGGUUCAUGGGAACUCGUCAACAAGGAUUUAAGGUUCCCGAUCGUCGGCGUUUCGGACUGUGUGCUGGUGAACAGCGGUCGCAUCUCCAGCGCUUCCUGUCACUCCGAUAAACACUGGAUCUGUAACAAGCCCGACGCUCACAAUUCUCAUUUUUAAUAGGAGACGCUAUAAGACUAAGUGCACAGAUAUAUGCAGUUGCCCCUCCCCCCCCCCCCCCCCCCCCCCCCAUAUACAGUAAAAUGGUGGCCUGUCCAGGUUCUCCCCACUGCAAGGCUACACUGCACUGACGAGUCCCAAAAAGGCAGAAAUAUUUGUGCAGGCGCUAGGGAGGGUCUCCAGCUGAUUCGCUCAGUUGAGCAUCUUGGAUCUUUGAGUCGUAUUCUGCAAAUUAGUUCACAAGGAACGGAAGAGAAGCUUUUGUAAAUUAAUUCACCCUUUGUAGCCCGCUGGCUCGGUAGACUAAUUGGGUGUAGCUGGUGCAGUAGUAUUCAUUUUUUUUAAGUUUGUAUUGUCUGUGCCUCGUGGGCUGUGGUUUGCACUGAAGUCUGCGGGGUGUAGAUACUUCCUGCACGAGUAUUUUUACUACUGUCGCCUUCUCUGGCAUGAAGUGCUCAAUGAGCAUCAUGUCCGAGCGAUAUGUGAUGAUCGGCCCUCUGCUGCAGUGGUCACGUAUCGGGACGGCUGUAGUGUCGGCUUCAACUCUUGAGGUAGAAUAGUGUUCAAAUCUUUAGAGUCUACUCCAACAUUCAGAAAACUAAAAAAAAUCCCUUUUAAGCUUUACUUUAUGGGUUAACCAACCGUAACCUACUCGUAUAUUAGAUGAGUAGGACUCUCGCCCCCCAGUGGAUGGGUUUUUCCAUUUGAUUACUCUUUUUUAAUAAUUUUUUAUUUAGAAUUAUUUGGCAAUCAACCUAAUACAUAGAGGGAUUUAAAGGGCAUCUGUCAGCAGUU